UUUCAUUCUUUAUAUAUUUAUAAUUAAGUGACAAUAAAAUGCCCCGCCUUGCCGGAUUGACGCUCUUCCCCUUGCUUCUAACAGGCCGGUUCCUCCUCUCUCAUCCGCCGCCUCUCGCUGCCGCUGCCAAUUUCGAGUCCGAGUACGCUAGACGCAGUACGGCAGCUGUACGAUUGUUCAGCUCUAUGGCGGAGGCGCCGGUGGCGAGAAAGGUGAAGCACGAAAUGGAGAUGUUUGGCGAUGUCCGUGUCGACGAUUACUACUGGCUCCGAGACGACUCUCGUUCGAAUCCUGAGGUUCUCUCCUACCUCAAGGCGGAGAACGAUUACACCAAUCAAGUAACGUCGAGUGUAAAACAGUUUGAGGAUGAGUUAUAUGCUGAGAUAAGAGCAAGAAUCAAGGAAGAUGAUAUCUCAGCACCUAUUCGGAGAGGGCCAUAUUAUUAUUAUGAGAGAACUUUGCAGGGAAAAGAAUAUGUUCAGCAUUGCAGGCGUCUUAUCACUAAUGGAACUUCUGCUUCUGUGCAUGAUGUUAUGCCCAUGGGACCUGAAGCACCUAAGGAGCAUGUUAUCCUAGAUGAGAACAUCAAGGCUCAAGGCCAUGAUUAUUAUAGCAUCGAGGCUUUUAAAGCUAGCCCGAAUAAUAAACUUGUAGCUUACGCUGAAGACACUAAAGGUGAUGAGAUCUAUACUAUUUUCGUGAUUGAUGCUGAUAAAGGUACUGUUGUUGGCGAUCCGUUGAAAGGAGCAACUUCAUAUGUAGAAUGGGCAGGGAAUGAGACACUAGUUUACAUUACAAUGGAUGAAAUCCUUCGUCCUGACAAGGUAUGGUCUCAUAAAUUAUUGUCAGAACAGUCAAGUGAUCAGUGCCUCUACCAUGAGAAAGAUGAUAUGUUUUCUGUCGAUCUCCAAGCUUCUGAAAGCAAACAAUACCUGUUUGUUGGAUCUGAAAGUAAAAAUACACGGUUUAUCUAUUAUCUAGACAUUUACAACCUAGAAGGUGGGCUUACGACUUUGACUCCUCGUGUUUAUGGUAUUGAUACCUCAGCAAGUCACCGUGGAAAUCAUUUUUUUAUCAAGAGAAGAAGUGAAGAGUUCUAUAAUUCUGAAUUAGUUUAUUGUCCAGUGGACAAACCAUCUGAAACAAAAGUUUUGAUUCCACAUCGAGAAAGGGUGAAAAUUGAAGAUUUUAAACUUUUUAUCGGUCAUGUUGCUGUUUAUGAGAGGGAGAAUGGCUUACCAAAAGUGACUGUAUAUAACCUUCCAUCAAUAGGAGAAGCAAUUGGAGUGCUCCAAGAGGGUCGCGCAGUUGAUUUUGUUGAUUCUAUAUACUCUGUGGAACCUACAGAAUCACAGUUUUCUUCCAACAUUUUACGCUUUUCCUAUAGUUCAAUGAAAACGCCUACAUCUGUUUAUGAUUAUGAUAUGAAUUUAGGCAUCUCUGUUCUGAAGAAGAUGCAGCCGGUAUUAGGCGGUUUUGAGUCAUCGGAUUAUUCGACCAAGAGAGAAUGGGCUGUCGCUUCAGAUGGUACCAAGGUCCCUAUUUCAAUUCUAUAUAAAAAGAACCUUGUGAAGCUUGAUGGAUCUGAUCCUUUAUUACUCUAUGGCUAUGGCUCAUAUGAGGCAUGCAUAGAUCCCAGUUUCAAGGCGUCAAGAUUGUCUUUGGUGGAUAGGGGCUUUGUAUACGCAAUUGCUCACAUUCGUGGAGGUGGUGAAAUGGGAAGAAAGUGGUAUGAAGAUGGGAAGUUGCUGAAGAAAAGAAAUACUUUUACUGAUUUCAUUGCCUGUGCAGAGUAUUUGAUAGAGAAUAAAUAUUGCUCAAAAGAAAUGCUAUGCAUCCAUGGGAGAAGUGCUGGAGGCUUAUUGAUUGGUGCUGUCCUAAAUAUGCGCCCUGAUUUGUUCAAGGCAGCUGUUGCAGGGGUUCCAUUUGUUGAUGUGCUGACAACAAUGCUUGAUCCAACAAUUCCAUUGACUACAUCAGAGUGGGAGGAAUGGGGCGAUCCUCGGAAGGAAGAAUACUAUUAUUACAUGAAAUCCUAUUCUCCAGUUGAUAAUGUAAGGGCGCAAAAUUACCCCAAUAUUCUUGUUACUGCUGGUUUGAAUGAUCCCCGAGUUUUGUACUCCGAACCGGCUAAAUUUGUAGCUAAAUUGAGAGCAACAAAGACUGAUGAUAAUGUACUAUUACUUAAAUGUGAACUUGGUGCUGGACACUUCUCAAAAUCAGGAAGAUUUGAGAAGCUGCAGGAAGAUGCAUUUACUUAUGCUUUCAUACUGAAGGCAUUGGAUUUGGCUCCACCUGUUUUGUCCUAGUGCUGCUAUCCUUGGGCAUAAUUUGCUACAGUUUCUGCUUUUAAAAAUUUUAUUAUUGUAUGGCUCGUCCAUGUUCUAUUAUUUGAGCUUCUGUGUGCAAUUUGUUUACCAUUUGUGAUCCAACUAGUUGAGUUGGUUACCGUUGUAACACUUUUGCUGUGUAUUUGGAUGGUAGGGUUUGUAAAAUUUGAGUUUUUUUAUCAAUAAGGUUAUGCAAGACUGGUGGAUGAAUAAAUAUUGGGGAUCACUUCUAAUUA
Molecule: messenger RNA, 2566 nt
Organism: Dendrobium catenatum
Lineage: Eukaryota; Viridiplantae; Streptophyta; Magnoliopsida; Asparagales; Orchidaceae
Product: protease 2
Exons: 12
Coding region: 39-2309 (756 amino acids)
Biological process (GO): proteolysis
Cellular component (GO): cytosol
Molecular function (GO): serine-type endopeptidase activity
Source: RefSeq, a predicted model, not a curated record